GGCAUUAUCCAUAACUGAAGCUCCCCAGACCCAACACAAAACACCUCUUCACCAACACUAGCAUUGACGAAGGGGAGAUUGGGCAAGUGUCAGGACUAGGACGAUCAACUCUCUCUCUCCGCUCCUCCCUUCUUCUGCUCUCCUGCACUUCACUCUUCUGGAGCAUUCCAAACCUCACUCCGUCCCCCCUGAAAGCACCAAAACCCACCCUGUGUCAUUUGACUUUGCACUGCAUCGUCUCAUUCCCCUCAAUCCCUCGUCCCCUCCAUCCACCUCACUUUGCCUCUCAUUCCCUCUCUGUUUACCACCCACCAACCCAAUUCUCCUCAUUGCAUGCGCCUUCAUUGCUUUGUCGUGCAAUAGCCUUCGUGUCGCGUCAUCCUUCUAAUCGCUUGCUUAGUUUGGGUUUAAUCUACCGUCAUGGCUUCUCAGGUCGGAACAGCUCUCAGUGCCCAGACCUUCAAAUUGGCUGCUUUCCAGGGCCUAAAGGCUACCCCCUUGCGGUCUGUGGAGCUUAACCCUAAGCAGAUUUCCUUCGCUUCUCCGUCGUUUUCCCGUAGGUGCGUGGCCGUGCGCGCUGCUGCGGCCGUCGCGACCAAGUUCACCACGCUCAAGCCCCUUGGCGACCGCAUCCUUAUCAAGAUUCAGACCGUGGAGGAGAAGAGCUCGGGUGGUAUCCUGCUGCCCACCACCGCGCAGACCAAGCCUCAAGGCGGGGAGGUGGUGGCAGUGGGCGACGGCAAGGCGCUGGGCGAUAAGAAGCUGGAGCCUGUGGUGAAGACGGGUGCGCAGAUCGUGUACUCCAAGUUCGCGGGUACGGAGGUGGAGUUCAAUGGGAAGCCACACCUCUUGCUUAAGGAAGACGAUAUCGUGGGCACGCUGGCGACGGAUGACGUUAAGGACCUUGUGCCUGCCAACGAUCGGGUACUCAUUCAGGUCACAGAGAUGGAAUCAAUGACCUCAGGGGGCGUGCUGCUCACGGACAGUGCAAAGGAGAAGCCCGUAAUCGGAACUGUUGUCGCCACAGGGCCAGGUGGCUACGGCGAGGACGGCGAGCGGAAGCCUCUGGAGGUGCAAAAGGGCAACACAGUGCUCUACUCCAAGUAUGCAGGCAACGAUUUCAAGGGCAAGGACGGGACGCAGUACGUGGUGCUCAGGGUGCAGGACAUUCUCGCUGUGCUCUCGUAGUGAGCUACACAUAAAUUUUCUCGAUACAUUCCAUUUGCGCAUGUGGGUUAGGUCAGAUUCUUCCAGCAGUUUAGGGUGCGCACGUAGUAUUAACUCACAAGAGUUGGAAUAGGUCAGUAAGCGUUGUAGUAUUUGAUAGGAAUGAAUGCAAUCUUCUUUAGUUUUGAAAGGGAUUGUGGUGGACGACACAUUCUUUGUAGAUUUGUGUGGGCUGUUGGUUCCAUGAUUUUCAUUACGAUCAGUAUUUUUGUGGUGAAAUUGCCAAUGCUUGAA
Molecule: messenger RNA, 1461 nt
Organism: Physcomitrium patens
Lineage: Eukaryota; Viridiplantae; Streptophyta; Bryopsida; Funariales; Funariaceae
Product: 20 kDa chaperonin, chloroplastic
Biological process (GO): positive regulation of superoxide dismutase activity
Cellular component (GO): mitochondrion; chloroplast
Molecular function (GO): transition metal ion binding; protein folding chaperone; protein-folding chaperone binding
Source: RefSeq, a predicted model, not a curated record